Messenger RNA from Angiostrongylus costaricensis, 1827 nucleotides. The record is from the annotation of a GenBank genome assembly. NCBI's taxonomy places the organism in Eukaryota, Metazoa, Nematoda, Chromadorea, Rhabditida, Metastrongylidae.
CUCGAUGAAGAGUUUAUAGACGACAGACAACAACCAGACUGGAUGAGAGUUGCCUGUAUCGUAGACGUACAGCGACACGCUAUUGCCGGUCUUCCGUUGAAUAAGAAUCCUGCAUUCUUACAGAGAACGGUCUCGAUGGAUACUCCUGAGAGCACUACUCCAUCGCUGAUACAAGAAGGUUUUCCCGCAAGACCAUCAUCUGCUAGUGACUUAACGAGUGAAACGUCACCGAAUACCAUAUUGACGUCGGUUGCGGCGACAACAUUCGAAGCAACAACUCGUUUCGCCAUCACUGAACUCACCGCAUGUGUGCUCCACCUCGACUUCUGGGACGAAGACGAGCCGAACAGCAUAUUCUUCUCAAAAAUGACUUAUGACAUUGUGGUUUCUCAUUUGCAAAUUCCAGAGAAAGUGGCGAGAACCGUUAAAACUCAUUUAGAGGGUGAGGAGAAUAUUCCAGACAUUGCUACCUUGAUAACAACUAUCAAGGAUGAUCGUUUGGUGAAGGAAAACGGAACAAUUGUUGUAUUAAGCAGCUUGGUAGUGGCAUUUAUAAACUCUGGAAACUAUGAUGCAAGGUAUCGCGUGCUGCUAAGACACAUUGCAACGUUGCUUUCCGUAGUAUGGGAGGAGUUCGAAGAUAUCGAAGAUUCACUGACGAGUACGAUGCUUGACGAAGUCUACGUGGAGUCCGAACAAGCGAAGCAGAUUCGUGAAAAAACCCAGAGAAAGAAGAAAAUCAAGCGAUUCCUUCUUGUUGGUGCUGCUGGAGGGGUAGGAGGAGUUCUUAUAGGCUUGACAGGAGGGCUGGCAGCUCCACUGGUGGCUGCUGGUGCUGGCGUGCUGAUCGGCUCAGGUGCGGCGGGAUUGGCUACCACUGCGGGUGCGGCCGUCCUCGGCACAACGUUUGGAAUGGCUGGUGCAGGACUGGCCGGCUAUAAAAUGAAUAAAAGAGUUGGUGCGAUAGAAGAAUUUGCAGUGGAAGCUCUUUCUGAUGGACUUAGCCUUCAUUGUACUUUAGUCGUUUCUGGUUGGAUUGAAGAAGAUACGCCAUGUGAUGAGGCUUUUGAACGUCAAUGGAAACAGCUCAACAUGUCCAGGGAGCAGUAUACACUACGGUACGAGAGCAAAUACCUCAAAGAGUUAGGGAAAGCGAUGGAUUACAUCAUGAGUUUCGCUGUUUCUGUCGCCAUACAACAAACACUGAUGGAAACCGCACUUGCAGGCUUACUAGCUGCUGUUGCUUGGCCAGUGACCAUCCUCUCUGCGGCCUCAGUUCUUGAUAAUCCAUGGAGUGUUGGAGAACAUCUAGCAGAGGUUCUUCUCGGUCGAUCGCAUGGCAAACGACCAAUCUCGCUUAUUGGGUUCUCUCUUGGUGCACGAGUAAUUUAUCAUUGUCUUCUUGCGAUGAACAAAAGAGCGGAAUCGGCAGGUAUAAUCGAGGAUGUAAUUCUUCUGGGUGCGCCAGUGUCCGCUUCACCGAAACAGUGGUCACAAUUGUGUUCUGUCGUUGGCGGUCGUAUAAUCAACGGGUUUCUCUACAGGACAAUGUGUGUACAAUUCACGAUUGCCGGUACUGGUCCCGUCAAGGGUCAUCUGGACUACUCUCGAAAACUGACAGAGGUUCUUGCAGCUGUUGGUGUCAGAGUAAAGGAGCUUCCAACCACUGAAAUUUCUGAUGAAAUCGUUCGAGAAACUGGUGAUGAAGGCCAAGAUGCCUUAACAAGUAGGCCUUCCGUUCGGGACGGUGGCCAUAAGGAUUGUCUUCCAGCCGAGAGUAAUAAAGUAGCAGAAACCGCCGUUCGAGAUAAACUGGAUAUUGGAUGA